Molecule: messenger RNA, 914 nt
Organism: Phoenix dactylifera (date palm)
Lineage: Eukaryota; Viridiplantae; Streptophyta; Magnoliopsida; Arecales; Arecaceae
Product: protein LOL5
Source: RefSeq, a predicted model, not a curated record
CUAUCCAAUCAGCAAUAUAAUUCGUUUUUCUAUAAAUAUGAGGUUCGAAAAAAAAACCAAAUCCUCCCACGAGCCUGCAGAUAUCCCAAGCGGCGGGUGGACAAACUAAACGCGCUCUCUUCUCCGUCUCCGCCCGAACAAAAUCGUACCAACGAUGGGCAGCUCCCCGGAAGCCGUCCCGCCGGGGUGGGAAAAUAUCGUUCUCCCGGCACCACCCGCGUCCUCUGCCCCUCCUCCGCCGCCGCCUCCGGAAAUGGGCCAAAUGGUCUGCGGAAGUUGUCGUGAACUACUUUCAUAUCCAAGAGGUGCUGCUUAUGUUCAGUGCCCAUGCUGUAAGACAGUAAAUUUUGUGUUAAAAGCUCAUCAGGUUGGUAAUGUGAAGUGUGGGAAAUGUUCCGUGUUACUGAUGUACCCUUAUGGAGCUCCAUCUGUUAGAUGUUCUUCUUGUAGUUUUGUGACUAAAAUUGGGGCGCACAAUAUUCGGCCUCCCGUCUCAGUGCAGCAGGGCCAACCUCCGCCACCUCAAAGUCCUGUUCAAUAGACGUAGUUCUUCCAAUCUGGUAUCUAUUCUCUACUAAAGGGCUUGGUAGCAUUUUUUGGUCAAACAAGUGGCUUGAUAGGAUUAUGUACCUUGAAAAUGAUAAUCAAAUUAUUUAGUGAAUUAUCAAUUUAUUGAUAGUUAGAUAUCAUUGUUGUGUAAGCCUGAAUAAUCCUGUUUUUGUCUGAUAUGUGGACUUAAUGCUGUUACCCCUCCCAUGCUCCUCCCAAGUUGGGACUCAGGAAAUUUUGUAUAUUCAUAUAAAUUAUGUAGCAGAUAAUAUUAUCUGUGUUGCCUAAUGUCAACACAUUAGGAACCAAUGCUAUGUAAUCUUCUGAUCUUCAAUGAAUAUUUAUCGAAUGAGGUUUCAAGAACA